Molecule: messenger RNA, 4237 nt
Organism: Carassius gibelio (silver crucian carp)
Lineage: Eukaryota; Metazoa; Chordata; Actinopteri; Cypriniformes; Cyprinidae
Product: sphingomyelin synthase-related protein 1
Exons: 7
Coding region: 207-1445 (412 amino acids)
Biological process (GO): ceramide biosynthetic process
Cellular component (GO): endoplasmic reticulum membrane; Golgi membrane
Molecular function (GO): protein binding; ceramide cholinephosphotransferase activity; sphingomyelin synthase activity
Source: RefSeq, a predicted model, not a curated record
CCUCAGCUGCAGUAUUUACAUUCUGACACACACUUCCAGUUCCACACAGCUGUCUCUCAGAUCGACUGUGCUCCUGUCGCGGUGUCAGGGCGCGAUGAUUUACCACAAACGUCCCGAUAGAGUGACAUUUAGGAGAUUUAUCGCGAUUCGGACCGAAGAAUCUGCUGUGUGACUUUGGUGUUUCGGUCUUCAGUUCCUGUGAGAGGAUGCGCGAGCGAGAGAUGGCCGGGAACGUCCGGCUCUGGACCCCGAAGCAGGUGGGCCGCUGGCUGCGUGACGAGGGCUUCUGCGAUUACGUGGAUCUGCUGUGUAACAAACACCGUCUGGACGGGACCAGCCUGCUGACGCUGAGCGAGUACGACCUGCGCUCUCCUCCGCUGGAGCUCAAGGUCCUGGGAGACAUCAAACGGCUGAUGGUGUCCCUCCGAAAGCUGCAGAAGCAGAACGCUGAUGUGUUAGAGGAGCUCGGGCUGUCCUACGACGGACACUCGCCUCAGAACAGCACAGCUGGAGUGGACUGGCUGUGUAACGGUGAAUCUGUGCGUGAUUGCGAUGCCGUGUUGGACACAUUGAGCGAUGAUCAGUAUCAUCAAUAUAACAACGGCAAAUACAAGCAGCAGCCGAGGAGACUGGACCCUGAGUACUGGAAGACCAUCAUCAGCUCCGUCUAUGUGGUCUUCGUCUUCGGCUUCACCUCCUUCGUUAUGGUGAUCGUCCACGAGCGAGUACCAGACAUGAGAACGUACCCGCCGCUGCCGGACAUCUUCCUGGACAGUGUACCCAGAAUCCCCUGGGCGUUUGCGAUGGCUGAGGCCUGUGGCGUGAUCCUCUGUUCUGUUUGGCUGCUAGUUCUGCUGCUUCAUAAACACAGGUCCAUCCUGUUGAGGCGCUUGUGUAGUCUCAUGGGGACGGUCUUCAUGCUGCGCUGCAUCACUAUGUUUGUGACGUCUCUCUCUGUCCCGGGGCAACACCUGCAGUGCACUGGGAAGAUGUACGGAGACAUAUGGGCGAAGCUGCAGCGUGCCGUGGCCAUAUGGAGCGGUUUUGGCAUGACGCUGACCGGAGUGCAGACGUGUGGAGAUUACAUGUUCAGCGGACACACCGUCGUCAUCACCAUGCUCAACUUCUUCGUCACUGAGUACACGCCGCGCAGCUGGAACUCCAUCCACACGCUCUCCUGGGUCCUCAACCUGUUCGGCAUCUUCUUCAUCCUGGCAGCGCACGAGCACUACUCCAUCGACGUCUUCAUCGCCUUCUACAUCACCACCAGACUCUUCCUGUACUACCACACGCUGGCCAACACUCGAGCUUACCAGCAGAGCCGCCGCGCACGCAUCUGGUUCCCCAUGUUCUCCUUCUUCGAGUGCAACGUUAAGGGCCCUGUUCCUAACGAGUACUGCUGGCCGUUCACUCGGCCCGCCUUCCUCAGACGCAUCAUCGGCUGAUCCUCCACAGAUACCAGGAUGUAGAGGAGGCCAAACCCUCUCGAUCAGUGCUGAAGGACUCCUCCGUCUGUGUUUUACUUCACAACAUUCAGAAGCAUAAUGUUGUACUUUUGACUGCACUAUGUUUCAUAUUAAAUAUCGCGUUACAGAUCUAGUACUUUCUUACUAUUACACAAGUAAAAGUAAUUCAAAGAUUUACUGGAGUAAAAAAAAAAUAUACUACUUUUUUUAUGUUAUUAAAACAGCAACUUUUAUUUAUGAAAUGUAGUGCUGUAAAAGUACGGAAUUGUGCUUCGGAGUGUAGUGAAGUAAGAGUUUUUCAAAGAAACUACAGAUGAUGAACUACAGAUACUAUUUCAGUUUACUUAAGUAACGUAAAAUACUUCUACUCUCCACCUCUGCUCUCGAUCAACACACACACACACAGAGACACACAGAGACACACACACACACUCUCUCUCUCUCUCUCUCUCUCUCACACACACACACACACACACACUCUCACACACACACUCUCUCACACACACAGAGAGACACACACACAAUCUCUCUCUCUCACACACACAGACACACACACACACUCUGUUUCUCUCUCUCGCUCUCUCACACACACACACACACACUCAGUCUCUGCCUCUCUCUCUUUCUCUCUCUCACACACAGACACACACACACACACUCUCUCGCUCUCUCACACAAACACACUCUCUCUCUCACACACACACACACACACACACUCUCACACACAAUCUCACACACACACACUCUGUCUCUCUCUUUCUCUCUCUCACACACACACACACGCACACACACACACAAUCUCUCUCACACACACACACACACACACACACAAUCUCUCACACAUAGACACACACACACAAUCACACACACACUCUCUCUCUCACACACUCUCUCACACAAACAGAGAGAGACACACACACACAAUCUCUCUCACACAAACACACACACUCACUCACUCACUCACUCACUCUCUCUCUCUCUCUCUCUCACACAAACACACUCUCUCUCUCUCUCUCUCUCUCUCUCUCACACACAGACACACACACACACACUCUCUCUCUCUCUCACACAAACACACUCUCUCUCUCUCUCUCUCUCUCUCUCUCACACACACACACACACACACACACACACACACACACACAUUGUGUUGAAGGGAUUUCUGUGUCCCAUAUUUCACGUCAGAGACUGAAUCUACUAAACUGGAACUAUGACGCUCUGCUCUUCCUGUGGACUGGGAUCCUCUGACAGUGUUCUGCAUGAGAUUCAGUGUUCACUCGACCUAGUUUCCUGAUAACUGUAGAUACUUGAUGUUCUAGCGUUGUAAAGAUACUGACACGAUCAACCUUUGAAGCAAUACAAACCUCUUACUGUUCCUUUCAAAGGCUCUGUGUGAAACCGUAUGGUUUUAAUAGAAUUAGGAGCGUUGCAUUGUGCUCUUAUUGCCAUCAUUGUUGCUAUUUCCAUAGUGCAGACUUUAUUUUGGCAGUAUUAGUGUCUAUAUGAGAUGACAUCAUGAAAAUACUGUGUUUAAGACUUAAAAUCGUCCCGUUUUGUAGUGAAUCUCACAAAAUGUCAUUUCACAGAUGUUUUAUCUAUAUAUGCAUAAACACGUUUGUCAUGAAACAACUUCAAUGCAAAAACAAUAUUUUAAAUUAAAAUGUAAUCAAUUGCAUUACGAUGUUCUUCUAACAAACUCAUAUUCCUUUAUUAUUAUUAUUAUUAAUAUUUUUUUGUAAUUUAUGGUAUUAUAUAAACAAUGGCAUAUAUUGAUAACCAAAAAUAAUAAUAAAUGUGUCACAAAUUAAAGGAAAUAAUAGAAAAUCAUGAAACAAUGGCAUAAUGCUAAAUAUUACAACGUUUAAUAAAACUGUAAUUAAUAUCCACACACAUGUAUUAAUUUCUUUAAAACUAAAACAGGUGAUGUUUUUUUUUUUCCUGACAGCUUUUGUGAGAUUCACCCCUUUUUUUUUUUUUUUUUUUUGUCAUGGUACGUUUUUUCCAUUUUUAAUUGUAUAUUGAAAAGCAAAUCUCGCCAAACUCUGGAAUGAAGACGAGGCGUUUUUUAGCAGCAUCAUUCCAGUUGCCAAUGACCUUUGAUAUGUGACUUAGUCUUUAUACCAACGUUUGUUUUCAUCGAUGUCUUGAUUUAUUUCAGAUGAACUGUAUAUGAUGGUCAGGAGGGUGUUACUUAGUUACUUCUUGAACGUUUACAAAAAAGUAUGCAAGUGACGUUAAACUCGUGCUGAAAGACUCUUGUCUUAUUUCUGGUGUUUCUGUGGGAAUCGGGGCUCGUUUUGAUGAGGUUUUCUGUGCUAGGUCAUUAGGAUUUUAAUUGAGUGUAUUUAUAGAUCUCUUCGAGCACAGAGGAUUGAGUGAUGGAGAUGUACAGAAUCAUAAGGAUAUUAUUGUGUAUUAAUAUAAUGCUCUGAGCUCCUCUGAACAUUUCCAUCUAGUAUGCAGUACGUUAUAGUUAAUCUGAAAAGAGCAAGAUCUAACAAAAUAGAUUAAAGAAACUAGUUUUCAUCCAGAUAAUUGAUGGUUUUCAUACGCUUCGUAACACCAUCUAACAGCAGUAGAGUGUAAUACCUGCUCCACAUCGGUAUAAUUUAAUAAUUUCAUGUUCAUUGUGCUUGAAAAUGCCAUUCAAACUCUUAUGAACUGUAUUUUUGCAGAUGUGAGUGUUUGACCAGGUUUUGGAUGCUCUGGAUUCGUUUGGAUGCUCGUCAUUUAUCUGCCAUGAUCAAUAAAAUUGACAGAUUAAACUGAAA